AUGUACUGUCGUGUACCACUUAAGUCAAUAACUAAAAUACGUUUUUCCAAUAGAAGGCUUUCGAGUGUAACUCAGGGAUCAAAAUACUCAGAAUCAUAUAAAAAAUAUUUGAAAUUAGAUAAUGGUGAAAUCGGAUCCUAUUUCCAUGAUAUUCCCUUGAAUUUAGAUCUUCAAAAUGGAACAUGUAAUAUGGUCGUAGAAAUACCAAGAUGGACAAAUGGAAAGUUUGAAAUAUCAAAAGAAGUUGAAUAUAACCCAAUUAUGCAAGAUAUGAAGAAAGGCCGAGUAAGAUUUGUAAAUAACAUUUUCCCUUACCAUGGCUAUAUUCACAAUUAUGGUGCUAUCCCACAAACAUGGGAAGAUCCUACAAAAGUAAGUUUAGAUUCUUUGAAAGGCGAUAAUGAUCCACUGGACUGUUGCGAAAUUGGAUCAUCGGUUCUAGAUUUAGGAGACAUUAAAAAUGUCAAAAUAUUGGGGUCAAUAGCUUUAGUGGAUGAUGGUGAGCUAGAUUGGAAAAUUAUUACGAUAGAUUCAAAGGACCCCGUAGCAGGCUCAAUAAACUCUUUAGAGGAUGUUGAAAAAACAUUUCCUGGAUUACUUAAAUCCACAAAAGAAUGGUUUAGAGAUUACAAAAUACCUACAAAUAAACCAAGAAAUAAAUUUGCAUUGAAUGGUGAAUACCAAAGUCUGGACUCUACCAUUAAAACCAUUCAAGAAUGUCACGAAUCAUGGAAGAAGCUUGUUUCCCAACACAACGCUUUCAAUUUAGAGAACAUCCCCCAAACCAAGAGAGCAGGUGACUAUUUUAUUAUAGAAGGAACAGAACAAGCUGAUACCGAUAUCCCGACUAGCGUAAAUAAAUGGGAUUAUAUAUAA
Molecule: messenger RNA, 876 nt
Organism: Henningerozyma blattae CBS 6284
Lineage: Eukaryota; Fungi; Ascomycota; Saccharomycetes; Saccharomycetales; Saccharomycetaceae
Gene: PPA2
Product: inorganic diphosphatase PPA2
Exons: 1
Coding region: 1-876 (291 amino acids)
Biological process (GO): phosphate-containing compound metabolic process
Cellular component (GO): nucleus; cytoplasm
Molecular function (GO): magnesium ion binding; inorganic diphosphate phosphatase activity
Source: RefSeq, a predicted model, not a curated record